GGAGAAGCCCGGGAAGGGCGCGGGGAGCGGCGGGGCCGAGCUCGGGAGCGGCGGCGGCGGCACCGGCGGAGGGAAGGAUGGAGCCGCUGCUCGGAGUCCUGGCGCUGGCCGCGCUGCUGUCGCCAGGCCUGGCGUGUCCCAGCCCCUGCUCCUGCUCCACCAAGAAGAACGGGCGCCUGCUGGCCGAGUGCGCCUACCGCGAGCUGCGGGACGUGCCGCGGGGCUUGUCGCCGAAUGUCACCAUCCUGACGCUCUCCGCCAACCGCCUGGGCCGCCUGGGCCGCGCCUCGCUGGCCGAGGUGCCCGAGCUGCAGUCGCUGUGGCUGGGCUACAACCACAUCUCGGCAGUGGAGCCCGGCACCUUCGCGGCGCUGCCGCACCUCCGGAACCUGGACCUGAGCCACAACCGGCUGGCCGAGUUCCCGUGGCAGGACCUGCGCAACCUGAGCGCGCUGCAGAUCCUCAAGCUGAGCAACAACCGGCUGGCCGCGCUGCCCGGCGGGGCGCUGGCCGGCCUGCGGGAGCUGCGCUCGCUCUGGCUCAACGACAACGAGCUCACCACGCUGGCCCGCGGCUCCUUCCAGGCGCUGCCGGCGCUGGCGCAGCUGCAGCUCUUCCACAACCCCUUCAACUGCUCCUGCAAGCUGUCGUGGCUCGGGGAGUGGGCCGACAGCGCCUCGGUGGUCAUCUCCCGGCCGGGCUCCACGCUGUGCGCCGCCCCGCCGCGGCUGCGGGGCCGCGCGGUCACCGACCUGCCGGGCUCGCUGUGCGUGGCGCCCUCGGCGCAGCUCACCUACCUGUCCAGCCCCGCCAGGGCCGGGCCCGGGGGCGGCCCGACGCUCAGCCUGCACUGCAGCGCGGCCGGCAGCCCCCCGCCCGAGAUCCGCUGGCGGAUCCGCACGGCCGCCGGCAGCCUGGACAUCCCCGGCCCCGCGGCCGAGGCGGGCGGCCGGCGCUUCCUGGCCUUCAAGAACGGCACCAUGGCCAUCCCCGACUUCGGCAAGGGCGACGAGGGCACCUACACCUGCGUGGCCGUCAACGACGUGGGCGCCCGCGACGUGUCGGUGAGCGUGGCGCUGGCCGGCUCCGAGCCGCCGCCGCCCGAGGAGCUGCCCCGCGACGACCCGCAGGCCGGGCAGCCCAGCUGCGCCAGGGACGAGCGGCCGGACCCCGCGGCCGUGGGCGAGAAGCUGCUCAUCGUCUACCAUGUGCCCCGGCGGGUCAGGAGCGCGGCGCCGGCCCGGGAGUUCCGCCCGGGGGUUCUGCUCCUGUUUCUGCUGGGGCUGUUCUGGUGAAGGGGGAUCCGCGUGUUGUUUUUUUUUUUUUUUUUCCGUAGUUUUUUUUUAGUGCCUUUGCUGAGCUUUGGAGCCCCACGGGGCCGGGGAGGGCGGCCCGGCCCCUGGAGGAGCUCGGGGAGUGAAUGUGGGGCGGGUCCAGCCCGGAUCCCGCAUCCCGCUUUGCUCCCGGCUGCGGGAGGUGACAAUGGUGACAACGCUGCUGCCACCAGGGCGGGAUCCCAGGAGAAAAUCCCUUCCCCUGGAGCGGGAAAACCGCCUGGGAAUGGGGUCCUGGGGGGCACGGCUGUGACCGAGGGCUGGGAUGGAGCCACGGCCUUGGAGCGGGAAGGAAUUCCCAGGUUUUAUCCCCCUGGAAUGCUGCGGGAAUUCCAACCCCAAAAACCCGCCUGGGCUGGACCCACCGGGCUCGAGCCAAAGAUUCCCAAACCAUUCCCGCUGGGAACGGGGGAAGGACUGGGGUGUUCCCAAACCCCUCGGGCAGGAUUUGGGAACGUCCAUCGCCCCCGCACCGGGACCGCCGCCGGAAUUCCCGGUGGGAUCCGGGCCCGCCCCGCAGCCCCCCGGCCUCGCAGCGCCCUGUAGGGACAGCAAUAAAUUUAUGCCUUUAAUUAACGCCUUUAAUUAACGCCUUCAAUUAAGAAAUACCUGCAAUAAACACCUUUAAUAAAUCAACCAUUUUAAUAAAUAUUAAUACCUUGAAUUAAUAAACA
Oenanthe melanoleuca is the source of this 2008-nucleotide messenger RNA. RefSeq names its product immunoglobulin superfamily containing leucine-rich repeat protein-like. Gene Ontology annotation, molecular function: protein binding. The record is from RefSeq and is a predicted model, not a curated record. Lineage: Eukaryota; Metazoa; Chordata; Aves; Passeriformes; Muscicapidae. Bases 78 to 1295 code for a protein of 405 amino acids. The transcript has 2 exons.